AUGACAAGUCUCGACCACGAAGCCGGCAACGUUGCUAAGAGCUUCAUUUCCCAUCUCAGAUCCCGGAACUUCUCUGCACUGGAGCUGCUCUUCGCUCCCAAAGCUACGUACUGGGUCUCUGGGGACCCUUCCGUGAUUCCUUGGGCUGGGACCUUGCCCAUCUCGGAAAGGGCACCGCAACUACCAGCAAUGCACAAUGCCUUUCAGAAAUUUCAGAUUGAUCAGAGAUCUCUGACUGCCGAAAAGAAGAGAGCUGUGGUGGAAUUUGGUGUGUAUGGGCAAGACAAGCAAGGAGGAGAGUAUGCAAAUGAUGUGGUCAUGGUUUUUGAAAUCGAUGAAAAUGGAAAGAUCAUAUCCUUGAGGGAAUAUCUCGACAGUAUGCGGGCGCUUACUUAUAUUCAGGCAAAGCGUGAUGCUUAA
This is a messenger RNA of Pestalotiopsis fici W106-1, 420 nucleotides long. RefSeq lists its product as uncharacterized. The coding region runs from base 1 to 420 and encodes 139 amino acids. The record is from RefSeq and is a predicted model, not a curated record. The transcript has a single exon. NCBI's taxonomy places the organism in Eukaryota, Fungi, Ascomycota, Sordariomycetes, Amphisphaeriales, Sporocadaceae.